AUGGAUGCCUCCACGGAGUACUCUCUCCGGCGAUGUGACAAGGCAAGAUUGUACCGUUUGGAAAAGUCAAGACGGAGUGACGUGAAAAGGAAAAGGAAGGAGGUCGAUCAGGAAAAGAUCCGGGAAUACAUCCAGAUGUUGCGUGAAGACAAGGCCGCUGGUACUGGCUACGCAACGGGGUGUGCAAUGGAUGAAAAUGGUGGUGGCGGUGUCAUUGUGCGUUGUAAAAGAUGCAAGGGCGUAGGGCAUAAAACGGCGAAUAGUCGACUAUGUCGCUUCUUCAAGCCACGCAAAAGGAAAAAUGACGAAGCAGUCGAAUCCGAAGUCACCGGCAAUCAAGAUGUAUUGCUCGCAGGACAGGCUAACUCUACCUCCGUUCUGGAUGUCGAAGAUACCAAUGUUUCUAUGCAGACGCCAGAGGAACAUACCACCACAACGGAUGACACAUUCCGUGUUGAGAUAGGAUUCGUAGAUACGAUUGGCUUAACAAGUGGCGAGGAGAGUACGCACGACCUGUCGCCUGAAAACGCAGUCUAA
Messenger RNA from Seminavis robusta, 537 nucleotides. The record is from the annotation of a GenBank genome assembly. Lineage: Eukaryota; Bacillariophyta; Bacillariophyceae; Naviculales; Naviculaceae.